Molecule: messenger RNA, 1731 nt
Organism: Gymnodraco acuticeps
Lineage: Eukaryota; Metazoa; Chordata; Actinopteri; Perciformes; Bathydraconidae
Gene: gabrp
Product: gamma-aminobutyric acid type A receptor subunit pi
Exons: 10
Coding region: 270-1622 (450 amino acids)
Biological process (GO): nervous system process; chemical synaptic transmission; monoatomic ion transmembrane transport
Cellular component (GO): membrane; synapse; neuron projection
Molecular function (GO): neurotransmitter receptor activity; GABA-A receptor activity; extracellular ligand-gated monoatomic ion channel activity
Source: RefSeq, a predicted model, not a curated record
AGAGAUGGGGAGAUGCACAAACAACAAAACAACCAACACCAGCCCACGCAUCAGGACCAAAUGAUAGGAGAGACCGGGGUUUGUAUUUAGAUGGUAGAGAUUCUAAGAUAUCUUUAUUAAGGAAGGAGCGAAAUCUCAGACUCUCAUAACAUUUGGGACGGAGGAAGAGAGAAGAGUGGGGGAGGAACCAAAGAGAGAAAGUGACCUGAGGUGGAAAAAGGACGCCAGAAGACUGCAACAGCCGCUGACCUCUGGCCUGUCAAUCCACAAUGUCCGCCCUGCUGCACACGCUACUGACCCUCUGCCUGACCUUCACACAGGGUGGUUGUACGUACUCUGGCAAUCACUGGGACGAAUGGAGCGACUCUCAGCUGCAGCCGACAAUUCAGAAGCUGAUGAAAGGAUACAACCGCUACCUCAGGCCUAAUUUCAAUGAGGGUCCUGUGGAAAUUGGAAUGAGUCUAGACAUCGCCAGCAUUGACGCCAUCUCUGAAAUCAACAUGGACUACACUGCAACCAUCUUCCUCCGUCAGCGCUGGCGUGACUCCCGCCUGGUGUUCCCGGGGAAUGAGAGCGUCAGCGUGGACGGGCGCCUUGUGUCCCUGCUGUGGAUCCCUGACACCUUCAUCCCCGACUCCAAGCGCUCCUUCCUGCAUGACGUCACAGUGGAAAACCGCCUCAUCCGCAUCUUCAGCAACGGGACCGUUCUCUACGCCCUACGCAUCACAGCUACCAUCGCCUGCAACAUGGACCUGACCAAGUACCCCAUGGACAGACAGGUGUGCACCCUGCAGCUGGAGAGCUGGGGCUACAACCUGCAGGACGUGGUGUUCUAUUGGACCAGAGGGAAUGAUUCGGUGAAGGGUCUCGACAUACUGAGGCUAGCUCAGUACAGCGUAGAGAGCUACUAUACCUCAGUGUCCGAGGCUGUGUAUGAGACAGGACAAUACCCUAAGCUGGUGUUGCAUUUCGCACUGCGUAGAAACGUGCUGUUCUUUAUCCUGGAGACGUACGUCCCCUCCAUCCUGCUGGUGGUCCUCUCCUGGGUCUCAUUCUGGAUCAGCCAGUCCUCUGUCCCAGCCAGGACCUGCAUCGGAGUGACAACAGUCCUGACCAUGACCACACUGAUGAUGGGUGCCCGCACAUCCCUGCCCAAUGCCAACUGCUUCAUCAAGGCCAUCGAUGUGUACCUGGGCAUCUGCUUCACCUUCAUCUUUGGUGCUCUGGUGGAGUACGCCUGUGCACACUUCUAUACCAUGCAGAACCAGACUAUAGAGGAAUUACACAGGGAGCUUCUGAGGGAUUUCAAUGAAUCCAACGGAAAUGGCUCCAUCCCCAUCUUCCGCUACACCCAGCCGAAACACACUGUGCAGAUGAGCUCCACUGCAGAGGAGCCCCUGGAGCAGGCAGCGGACUGCGACACGAGGAACCAUGCUGGGGCCAGAGAGAAGCUGUCUGAUCAGGGCUGCGGUCUGUCCUCAGUGAGGAGCGCUUCACGCAGAGCCGCGGCCGCCUUCACGGUGGAAAAUCCACACAACAUCGAUCGCCACUCUCGCACCGCUUUCCCCAUGGCGUUCCUCUGUGUCAAUAUCCUCUACUGGCUUUACUAUCUGUUCCUCUGAGCUGCUGCAUUGUUCAUUUCACCAUCCUUGAUGCUAUGCUGCUCCAUCUCCUCAUUUGAGACCCAAUACCAUUUGCCACUGGAUCUAAACUGAUCAUACAUGCUUUUUU